Molecule: messenger RNA, 2253 nt
Organism: Sebastes umbrosus (honeycomb rockfish)
Lineage: Eukaryota; Metazoa; Chordata; Actinopteri; Perciformes; Sebastidae
Gene: trmt2a
Product: tRNA methyltransferase 2 homolog A
Exons: 12
Coding region: 172-1983 (603 amino acids)
Biological process (GO): RNA processing
Molecular function (GO): RNA methyltransferase activity; RNA binding
Source: RefSeq, a predicted model, not a curated record
GGGUUACCGUUUAGACUGUUUUUGGCUUGCUGGCUCGAGCCCCGAAAUGACGUCUACCGCUUUAAAUGAGUUCACGCGACACGUGGUUAUAUGAACAUGGCGGCGCCCUGUACAUCUCAGUGAGAAGUGGAAUAGAAAGUAAAUAUAAGAAGGAAAGCAUCAACAGAGAAGAUGGCAGAUGUUAGUGGCAGCCCAGUGGCUGAUGCUCCACCCUCAAAGGAGGAGAAGCCUGAUGACCUCUCCAAAGACUCCAACAACGAUGAUGUCACGUCUGACGUCAAAGCUGAAGGGGGCAACGAGGCAGCCUCUGACCCCAACUUGUACCGCUACAUCAAAGAGGACCUCUUCACAUCCGAGAUCUACAAAGUGGAGAUCAGGAAUCUCCCCAAGUUCACCGGCUUCAACGACCUGAAGAAGUUCCUGGCCAAACACAACCUCAACCCGCACAAGAUCAAGCUGUUCGGCAAGCAGACGUUCGCUUUCGUCACCUUUAAGAACGAGGAAGAGCGCGACAAGGCCAUGAAGAUGGUUCACGGCAUGCAGUGGAAGGGCCAGGUGCUGAGCGUCAGGCUGGCCAAACCCAAAGUAGACCCCAUCCUGAGGAAGAGGAAGCAAGAGGAGGGAGAGGGCGCAGGAGGGCAGCCCCCAUCCAAGCGGACGGAGGGGGACGAGGAAGAGGAGCCACUCAGUGUCCAGUUAGCCAACGUGGUGACUCCUCUGUGGAAUGUGCCUUAUGAGGAGCAGCUGAAGAGGAAGGAGCAGGAGGUGGUGGGGGUUCUGCAGAGGCUGGCCAAAGAGAUUGGCAGCACCAACAAAGCCAUGUUGCCGUGGCUGUUUGCGCAGAAAGGGAAAUACAACAAGAUGUGUUGUUCUCUGGAAGCUAUCCGACCGUCUCCUACACAGACGGAGUACAGAAACAAGUGCGAGUUCCUCAUUUCAGUGGGAGCAGAUGGUGAGGAUAAGACCAUCGGUUUCCGCCUGGGAAAAUAUAAAGGCGGCUCCUGUGCUGUGGUGGGGCCGGCCGAGACGAGCCACGUCUCCGCCGAGGCCAAGAGAGUGGUCAGCGAGUUUCAGAAGUUCAUCAGGACAACAUCAUACUCUGUGUACAGUCCUGAAACGUAUGAAGGACACUGGAAGCAGCUGACCGUCAGGACUACGAGAACCAAACAGGCCAUGGCUAUGGCGUUCUUCCACCCGCAGAAACUUGAAGAAGAGGAAGUCAGUACAUUAAAGAGCUCCAUGAAGAAGUACUUUACAGAAGGAGAGGGGAAAGACAGCGGAGUAACCUCUCUUUACUUUAUUAGAGAGGGUCAAAGGACUUCCCCUAACCUAGAGGACUUGCCCUGUGAGCAUGUGGCCGGAGAGGGCAGCAUUCACGAGGAGCUCCUGGGCCUAAAGUUCAGAAUAUCUCCUCAUUCAUUCUUCCAGGUGAAUACAGGAGCUGCAGAGGUGCUGUACUCUGCUGUGGGGGAGUGGGCCCAGCUGGAUCAGGACAGCACCGUACUGGAUGUGUGCUGUGGGACAGGAACCAUCGGCAUUUCUCUGGCCAAGAGGGUAAAGAAGGUGAUUGGGAUCGAACUGUGCCAGGAAGCCGUGGAGGAUGCCAAAGUUAAUGCAAAGCUCAAUGGUCUGAGUAAUGUUGAGUUUCACUGUGGAAAAGCUGAGGAUGUGUUCCCCAACAUUCUCAAUGCUCUCGUGGCACCCAACCUCACAGCCAUUGUGGAUCCACCGCGGGCAGGCCUGCAUUCCAAGGUGAUCCUUGCCAUCAGGAGGGCAGAGCAUCUGAAGAGGCUGGUUUAUGUGGCAUGCAAUGCUAAGGCAGCCAUGAACAACUUCAUCGAUCUGUGCAGAGCACCAUCCAACAGAGUUCACGGGGCGCCGUUCCGUCCGGUGCGAGCCAUGGCCGUGGAUCUGUUCCCUCAGACCAUGCACGUUGAGAUGCUUCUGCUGUUGGAGAGGGUGGACUACAACUCCCAGCAUUAGCAGACCAGCAAGCAAUAAGGAAGAGACGGGGGUCUUACCUUUUAGAAACAGGCCCUGGGCUUUGAUAGGUAGCAUGGGCUAAAUGUAUGCACACACACAGAACUCCAAGGAGCCUUUGAAAUUAAUAUUAAAAGCAUUUUUUUUCUGUUGUUUAAGUAAUCUGCAAGGCCUUAUAGUCUUAACUGUAAAGGGUCAGUACAUCCAAAUGUCUUCUUAUUUUGUAAUGCAAUAUUAAUUUUUGCUUCAAAUAAACUUGGUGUUAAUACAGUA